Messenger RNA from Aphanomyces astaci, 2071 nucleotides. RefSeq lists its product as hypothetical. NCBI's taxonomy places the organism in Eukaryota, Oomycota, Saprolegniomycetes, Saprolegniales, Verrucalvaceae. The transcript is spliced from 5 exons. The record is from RefSeq and is a predicted model, not a curated record. The coding region runs from base 7 to 1671 and encodes 554 amino acids.
CGCGCGAUGAUGGCGGCAGGAUCCAGCAAGUCGACGUCGGGAAGUACCUCCAGUUCCCACUCCAGCGUCGCCUCCCGAGACAGCCGUCGAGAAAGGUUGACGGAGUACCUCGCCUCUCGACGUGUAGAUGCCACCAAGUCGUCCACCAUCACGACGUCGCGUCCGACAAGCACGUAUCCCUCGACUGCCGGAGUCAGCAAAGUGACCAUGGAUCGACUGAACAGGACCAAGAUCAACGCAGCGCAACCAACCGCAGCUUCCUCGCGACAUGAGAAAACGGAUACGUUUGGCGAGUCCACAUAUUCCGCUGGUCCUCAACGAUCCACCAUGGAGGCCAAACCCACGGUUCCACCCACUCCAACACCCAAGCUGUCUGCACAUUCCACGUUUAGCGCGUUGAGGAAGUCGUCCAAGACGCAUGUCCCGACCGAACCCCCCUCCGCGUUUCCACCGCCGUCGUCGUCGUCCGUCCCCGCAUCCUCAUCCAGCGGCGGCUUUGACGACGACGAUUCGUUUGGACCGAUGAAGCUCACGUUCGAUUCGACGCCACCUCGCAAGCCAAAGUCGAGCCAGCCCCCCGGUCUCCUCUCGCACUUUAAGGCGAAGAAGACGCCCACGGGCGCAUCCGCCCAAAAGGCGCUAUCGUUCCACCCGCCUUCAUUUCCACGCGACGAAAACGAAACCGAGCGAGAGUUUUCUACUACUACUAGUAGUAGUAGUAGUACAGCUAGUACUAGUACUAGUACCACCACCACGCUCCACCACACGAUCCCGCCGUCAGCGCACUUCAAGCCCCAUGCCACCCCCAUGAAAGCUACCGCUAUCGCCUCCACGUCAUCGCACUUCAAAGCGCCCGCCGCCGUCGCGCCGUCCUCCCAUGCCUACCCUACCCAGGACGGCAUCGUCCAUCAAGUGCCAUCAUCGCACUUCAAGCAACCCGCACAAGAAGUUGCCCCCAUGUGCCAGGCUGGGGUGAUAGAUCUCAUGCAGAAACCCCAAGACAUCCCCAACACCAGCCCACCAUCCAAUGCCAAAACUACUAGCAACAUGCUGCGGAAAAGCCCCACCGUGAACUUGGACACUACUACUACUACUACUAGUAAUAGUAGCACUGUUGCUGGUACUAGUACCAACAACGACGACGUGCCCCCGUGGUUCAAGGCAGCACCUGUGGCGAUGGCUACUACUACUAGUAUUACUACUAGUACAGACCACCCAACGCCGUUUCCAUCUCGGUUGCAAGAGGCCCUCCGGCAGCACUUGGACGAAGCGAUCUACACGUCCAAGUUUUCGUUGGCAGGGGCCCGCGUCGUAUUUGCCGACAUUCCGACGCAUUUGCCCCUCGCGCCGGAAAAAGCCAUCUUUUGGCUCGCCAAAGCCAACGUCGAAGAGCAACACAAAGCGUGGACGACCGCGGCAGCCAUGUACACGGAAGCGCUGCAUGUGCUGAGUGUUCCGCUGGAGCGUUUGAUCGUGGAAGCGGCGUUCAUGGAGUUCCAAUGCCGCCUCAAGCUGACCAGUCCAUCUUCGCCUGUGAACAUUGUGGUGCCCAAUAUGAAAACCGAGCUCACGCCCGAAAAGCAGCGCGAGUUUUGCGCGCACUUGCUGGAAGGCGGCACGCACGAAGACAGUUUCAUCAUGGACGACCCCAGUGCAAGAUGGCUCCAUUAACAAGUGUCAAAUCAGUCUGCUUUGCGCUUCUUUUUGAGCUUUUUGAGCUUUUUUUGGGCGUUUUUGGCACGUUUUUUGUGUUUUUUGGCCGCUUUUUCGUCGCUUUCGUACGCUGGGGCGUUGUCUACCGAACACAUGCGAUCACCCACUUUGUCCAAGAUGGCUUGCGACUUGAGCGCCUUCCGCGCCGCCCAGAACUCGCGCUCGUGGACAUGAUCACUUGCCGUGAUGUCUCGCGAUGGCGGACGCCGGUCCUGGGAUCGUGAACGCUUUCUCGUGUCGAGUCGCUGCCUUUGUCGUCUAGGGUUGUCGUCGAGAUGCUGUUCCAACUGCCGCUUGCGAUAGCAUGCGUCCACUUCCUACAUGUAAUGUUAGCAACGGCAUGCAGCACGGAAUGGAA